CCAAAAUUUCUGCAAUUGUCUCUCCUCCGCCGCUAAGCUUCUUCCUUGUCUAUAUUCUUAAUUUACAGUUGUUUCGUGGGUAGGGCAAUUUCAACCCAACAAAUAAAGUUUGGUAUUCUUUUGUUUAUUUCAUUUGAACCCUAAUUGGUGCCGCCGUUAACCUUCAUUUCUACUCCGCCGCAAAGCUAGACUUCCUUGUCUUUGUUCUUAAUUUAUAGGUGUUUCAUGGGUAGGGCGAUUUCAAUACUCAAUGAGCCUUAAUCGGCGGUUCGCUUCGGUGCCGGUCCACCAUUCAUACCUCUAAUCCAAAGCUCCCAACACAAAGUUUAGCUUUCCAGAAGCAGCCCCUUUUACAGCCAUCUUGAAAUUCAGAGUCCCUCCCCAAAAUCAUCAAUGGCCUAGCGGGGCUGCUCGGCUGCAUUAAAUUAGAUUUUGGUGUCUGCAAUCUUGGCGCCUCUUUGCUUUGUGCUAUUUUCAGGCCUAAUAGUCUUGCGCAUUUCCUUGAAAAUCCUCAGAAAUUAUCUCAAUAGGAGAGAUGACUACGACUGGUACGAGAAAUUUUAAGGAAAAACGGAUUUCAAAGAGGCGGCGACUGAGUAGACAUGGGCCCAAUUGGUCGGAUCUCCCCCUCGACAUCCUUGAACGUAUAAUUGGACGUUUGCGUUGGGUAGAUCGAAGCCGGAUACGAGCAGUUUGCAAGGCUUGGUCAGUCCCAAACACUUGUAUUCCUGCUAUUGGUGAACUCCCCUGGGCAAUGAAAUUUUGUUGGCGUUAUGCCUCUUUGUAUCUAAUACAAGGUGAGUGCCGGCUGCUGGACCCUCUUUCCAGAGAGUACCUUGUCGAAGAAAGGAGCAGAGGACUAGAGUAUCUACUUUUCCUUGAUGCACGACCUUGUGCUUCUUUAUAUGGGUGGGUUCUUUUCAAAGUGUACGACUUUAUUGAAGAAAAAAAAGAGUCCCUCUUUUUGUACUCUCCGUUAACAACUGAGGUAAUUAGGCUUCCGUAUUUAGGGGGACCUCCCACAUUUCAGGUGGCGGCGUUUUCCUUGAAUGCAACAUCCCCAAAAUAUACCAUCUUUCUUUUGUGGAGUGAAAAUGGAAAAAUUUGUAUUAAGUUAUGUUCUGCCGGUGAUUGUUCAUGGAAGACUUUUGAGUUUGAUGGUUUUGAUCGGUUUAAUCGUGCUAAUGAUGCUGCCUACACCAACGGAGUUUUCUAUUGUGUUUUUAGAGGAGGACAAUUGGGUGCCUUCAAUGUUGAACUUAAAGGGUGGACUAUUCUGGUUGAUCAUUGUCCACUCGUUGAUCAUUGUCCACUCUCACGAAGUAGUGUGCAUUAUGCUAAACUCAUUGUGUCUGGUGCAGAUCUGCAACUGUUGUCUGAUAGCUCAUCUUUGGAACUCCUUAAGCUUGAUUUUGCAACGAUGAAUUGGGUUUAUGAAAAUGAUUUGAAUAACCGGGUGUUGUUUAUCGGGUGCACUUCUUUCUCUGUUCCAGCAGUGGGGGAAGCAAAUGUAUUGGCAAAUACCAUAUUCGCUUCUGGUACUUUGAUGCACCCCAAAGUUAGAUUUUAUGGCAGCACAUCUCCAAGGCAGUCGAGACUCUACCGUAAGUGUGUUGAGGCAGCAAAGUGCGACAGGAUUUGGAUUGAUCUUCCGUUGGGUGGUAUUUGGAGAGCCGAUGAUUUGAUUCAUGCUGUCUAG
Messenger RNA from Hibiscus syriacus, 1699 nucleotides. Its product is annotated as F-box/kelch-repeat protein At1g57790-like. The coding region runs from base 536 to 1699 and encodes 387 amino acids. Gene Ontology annotation, molecular function: protein binding. The transcript has 4 exons. Lineage: Eukaryota; Viridiplantae; Streptophyta; Magnoliopsida; Malvales; Malvaceae. The record is from RefSeq and is a predicted model, not a curated record.